AUGGAGUAUUCAAGUCCUCUUGCAGCCAUUCGCCCUCAACCGCCGCCCUUCAGUCGGAAGGAUGUCCCGAGCCAUGGCUACCAGUCCUACGCUCCGACCAGCUUCGACUUCAAGACCAUGUCCAUGCAACAGCAACCGCGGAAGAGACAAGACUACUUCUCUCUACGCCCCGUGCGAGGCUCCUCGCCCACGGCCUCACUGUCCGCAGAUCUCGACGCAAACUUCCACAUCGACAAGAGGUACCCCUCUCCUCUCCACUCCACAUUCCUCGCUAUCUUACCUGAACCCUCAUGACAUUCUCACUCACACUUCUCUCCUGCAGCCCGCAAGCUCCCACGCCGCGAAGGUCUUUGUUCUCCGUCGACCUCUUCAAGCCUCGCGAACAUGCCGGUAUGCCCAAGAAUGCAUCGCAAUGUCCCUUCCCCUUCCAGUGACUGACCUUGCCAAGGCACCCCGCCCAUCGAGCUCGAGCCUGCCACCACGCCGCCCAUUCUCCCUUCAUCGCCCUAUUGCGACGCAAUGGACAUCUCGCCCCUGCCGCACAAGGCUCCCCACUUCAUCGCAGAGGUCACCCUUGCCUCGCCCACGCCCGCCGACACGCCCAGCGACGUGCCCGAGAUCUCGCCAGAUCUUCUUUCUCCCGACGAACUUCCAGCACCACCAAGCUUCCUCGACUUGCCUGAGUAAGUUGCGAUGCUGUCUCGCUUGUCCGCAUCUCCCACUCACGUGUCUUAGACGUCGACGACCCGUCACCCGACCGUCUCUGUCCCGAAGCAAAGGUCGAUCCGACUCCAGCAUUCCUCAGAGGCCCGCGAGUGCCGAGACGCAACUCCCGCCGUUUCGCUUCGGCAAUGUCGUGCCCUCCGGCCUCUCGUGCUCGUCGACGCCAAGUCUCCUAGAGAGCUUCACCGAAUCGCCCGUCGAUGACCUGCGGCCGUCCGGCGUCGCUUCGAUGCUCCCGCCACCACGUCGAACGUCGCUGAGCAACGCGAACCGCAGCAAUGGCUCUCCGUCCGCCAGUCACGUCCGCAAGCCUUCUGCCGGACGCCCUUCGUUCGUCCGCCCGCAGAGGAAGCUCAUGCGGCGAUCCCUGAGCAUGUUCCAACAUCCCGACGACGUGAUGCGGGAAGAGCAGGACGCAUUCGAGCCACAGCCGAGCCUUCUCGCCUCGGUCAUGGACGUGGAGGCAGAGCAUCACGUAUCGAAGCUUCCAUACUUCAUUCCAGAUGAAGAACCGGAUAGCUUGCCGCGCAUCACCCCGGAGACCAUGAUUGACAUUCUCGAAUCCAAGUAUUCUGCCGAUUACGAGCGUGUCAUGAUCAUUGACUGCCGAUUCGAAUACGAAUACAACGGCGGCCACAUCACCGAGGCCGUCAACUUCAACGACAAGCAGUUGCUGGCCAACGAUCUCUUCGGUGACGAGGUCUGCCAGAACACGCUGCUCGUCCUUCAUUGUGAGUACUCGGUCCAUCGCGCGCCUCUCACCGCAAAGUUCAUCCGUGGUCACGAUCGAACGGUGAAUGCCGCCCAAUAUCCGAAGCUCACCUAUCCGGAAAUGUACAUUCUCGAUGGUGGAUACAGCAAGUUCUUUGCACAACAUCCUUCCAGAUGCUUCCCGCAAAACUACGUUGAAAUGAGCGAUCAACGUCACGAAAUGGCCUGCGAACGCGGAAUGGCCAAGGUGAAGCAGCAGCGCCACAAGCUCUUCCGCAACCAGACGUUCGCAUUUGGUCAGAACCAUGAAGACUGCGAUAUGGAAGACUCCCCUACGGCACUGGGCCGUGGACUGGGUCCACGGACCCAGAGUGCCUUUUCUGUCGGCAACGACCUCGCUGAAGGCAUCGGUCAAUCCUUCCAACGCCGCAUGGCCUCCUACUGA
Molecule: messenger RNA, 1879 nt
Organism: Lecanosticta acicola
Lineage: Eukaryota; Fungi; Ascomycota; Dothideomycetes; Mycosphaerellales; Mycosphaerellaceae
Source: the annotation of a GenBank genome assembly